AUGAUCCCUUCCACCGAGCUGGCCACACACAGCCUGUCCCGCCUGACAGCGGCUUCGAUAGGUACAACUACUUCUACAGCCAGUUACUGGCAAGAACAGCUCUACUCGGUAGUUCCCGAGACCGCGCGACGGACAUUAGCCGCGGUAGAAGGAAGAAUCACAGAACAAGUUCUAACCCCGGUUUUCUCGAUUUACGCCACCUAUCUCGAAACCGCCACCGCGAAACUAAACGACGUUGCGUUUCUGAAGCAGGCGCUGGAUUUUCUGGAGAAGCACAAGCCUCUAGCGAGGGUCCUGAACAAGGUUUUCAACCCACGAGCUCUUGUCGGGUAUUGCUGCACCUAUUUCCUCUACCGGUGGUACACUACCCGGUUCUCCUUCAUCGGUUGUAGAGGACUUCUUCUAAACGGGCUGCAGUUCCAGGUGUCCAAAAAGAACAGCGACUGGCUGGUGCUGAACGCGAGCGGGUGUUUUUCCAGUAAAGUCGACUUCACGAUCUGGAAGCACAGACUGGAUGUCGCGAACCAAAACCUGAAAGUCGUGCAGCGGUGGUGCCCCCACGCGGCCGCGGAUUUGAGUGAGGGUGACAUCGAGGAGUUGUUAGUCCGGGUUGCUGUGCGAGGUGGCAGCUCUCCACCUCGGAAAGAACGAGCGUCGGAAGAUCAAGAACAAACCGAGAGUUGUACUGUCGAAAACAGCAAGACCGCGGGAACUACAACUGCGUUAAACGACCUGCUCAAGACACAUGGGCACCAGCAAGCUUUGCCGAGUUCUGCGUCGCUGCUCUCCUCAUCUUCCAGUAGCGCCGAUGAAACAACGUCCGAAGAAGUGGAAGGUGGGAUAAAAGAACUUGCGGGUCAACACCAGAGAAGUCAUCUGGUGACCACUGCUACUGCACAGCAUGGAGAAGAUGACUCUUCCUCUUGUCAUCUUUUUCACCCGGUUGAUUCCGAGCUUGAGACCGAAGAGCAAACGCCUUCCGGCUUCGUGUCCUGCGCCGAGACUGCCGAAGAGCUUGUUUUGAUGCCAGCGGCAAGAACAGCGUGUAGUCCUGGAGGAAGCACUAGCGAUUUUCCCAAGAAUGAUCGUGCUAGUAGUUCGUCAACACUAGGGGAAGAUGGAACAAGAAGUACAGCACAACCUGGACAAGUAGAUCAAGCACCACCAGCACCUGCUGCACCCGGAGCUGAAGCCACAACUGCACCUUCUACGCCACACAGCACAUCGUGCACAGCAAGGUCGAGCGUCACGUUAAAUGAAGCAAGUUCUGCUAAUCUUCCAACACCGACAUUUCUCGCGGAACUGGACUUUUUGAAGACAAAGAAACCUCUGCCGAUUGUUGUAGAUUGCGAGGGCGGAUCCGGAGCUACUGGUCUGGGCGCUGAGAACGGCCGGAUUGUAGCCUUCCACUCAGCCGCGGCCCACCUGCACCUAGAAACCGCAUCUUCUACCGCCGCGGCUCCCAAGGACGACGAGGGGACGACCGCCGCAGCCGCGGCUGGCGUGCCAGUGCCACUUACACCCGCGGAAGAAAAUUUCCUACAAAAAGAAGUCGCCAAGUUGCCGGACACAUCCAACCAUCUUCACACAAGAUCGACAAGAACCCGAAAAAAUCCAGCUGAAAGUUGUACUUUCCUACAGAGACCAGAUCAACCUGAUCGUCGGCUACUACAUCACACAGACACACAGCUGGCCGUCGAAGCCUUCGUGAUUUGUCCUUUACAUUCCUACAUCUUUGAAACCUCAACCGGCUCCUGCAUCUGGGAUCCGACGCUCCGCCAGCCGCCCGCCUGUCGCGGCCUCCAGACCGCGAAGCCGGUUGUUCUGUUAUCGUAACAAAAAAUCCCCCCUCCCCAUUCCCAUAUUAAAGACGCAUCCUCCUGAAAAUUUGUGUUGCAGAUUUGUGACCACAAAUCCGGUAUGUCAUGCAAGAAGGCAAACUUGGGGUGUCCGCCGCGUUACAUAGGCGAUUUGUAAUGCUGUAAGGCCUACAGGGCAGACGUCUGCCAUGCUAGGCGCCUACAGCAAGAGGCCCCUGGCUAGGCUUGCGAUCUGCGUGCAUUGCUCUACUGCAAGACAAAUUUGAUUUGUGUACAGAAAUUCCGCAUCACAGAUUUCCGUUUUGAUAUGAGAAGGGGGGAUUUUUCAUUUUGAUAUCUGUUCGGUGGCCGAGUUUUAUUCCUGUACAACAGGUUGAACGGUGGCACUACUGCAGCUUCUACCCGAGGUACUACAACACGGAAAACUUCUCCGUCAAGAACUUCUACUGCGGGAUUUUUUUCUGACUUCACCGCCGGUUUUCGGAGUUUCGUGAUGCGUGGCUUUUUCGGCUUGGUUGCUCGGGUCGGUCGUGAGGUGAAAAUGUCGAACAAGAAGAGGAAAAUGGUGAACAAAGUGCUAUCAUCUGCUGACACAAGAACAUCAGAAGCGUUGCGACUGACACAGCAAGAAAUCCAGGACGAGCGCGGUUAUCGUCCCGUUACAGACGUGAGGCGACAGAAAGACGCCGACGAGAUCCAGUUGCACCUCAUCAACAAGGCGCUGGCGCGGAUGAUGUGAAAAAAUUGAGUAGGAUUUCUUGGAAGGUGUCGGCGCUUUUUUAUGUUAUGUCUUGAAUAGACGAGGGAUAAGUACUUAAUAAUUUGAAAACGUCGCAUCGCUGACACCCUGCUGUAAAACCCAGGAACAUCCAGAAAGACAAUCCACACAGUUUCAGUUUCAGUCUUCAGCUUUUGUUUUACUUUUCUUUUCGUAAUGGCUGUUUGCGAAAAACAGUCGGUCUUGCGACAAAAUCAAUGUACCGUGAUCACGGCCAACAUCGUCGCUAGCGCGAUGUGCCAAAGUUAUGAAGAGUGUUUUGGUUCGUUGCUAGUACGACAAAGAGUUCUUCUCGUGCUGCAGUUUCUGUACAGGGAAAAAAA
Molecule: messenger RNA, 2921 nt
Organism: Amoebophrya sp. A120
Lineage: Eukaryota; Dinophyceae; Syndiniales; Amoebophryaceae
Source: the annotation of a GenBank genome assembly